AUGAGAAAGAUGAGAAAAUGUCUGACGUUGGCACGAAAGCUUUAUUGUGGAGAGGGUUAUUUGAGGACUUUAAUUAUUUUGACUCCUGGAAGCAAUUUGUUGAGGACAUUUCUGAGUAGCUCAUGUGGAGAUGAUUUCAUAGCUCGUGGACGUUUGUGGUUUCAAACUUUCAAUGAAGACAAUGAUUUACACAGGAACUGCAUAAAUAUUUUAUUAAAUCCUGUAUUUUUGAGAUUUUUGUGGAUUUACUUGCGAGAUAUAGUUGCUUGUGGUUGGAUUAAAAGUGAAUUUCAUAUUAGUCCAUGGAUUAAAAUUAAAAUUACAAUACAUCAUAGGAUUAAAAGGAAGAUUUAA
Molecule: messenger RNA, 354 nt
Organism: Chironomus riparius
Lineage: Eukaryota; Metazoa; Arthropoda; Insecta; Diptera; Chironomidae
Source: the annotation of a GenBank genome assembly